Cercospora beticola is the source of this 962-nucleotide messenger RNA. It is a transcript of the gene MET14, whose product is annotated as adenylyl-sulfate kinase. Gene Ontology annotation, biological process: sulfate assimilation. The record is from RefSeq and is a predicted model, not a curated record. NCBI's taxonomy places the organism in Eukaryota, Fungi, Ascomycota, Dothideomycetes, Mycosphaerellales, Mycosphaerellaceae. Gene Ontology annotation, molecular function: adenylylsulfate kinase activity; ATP binding.
GCAGCAUCUCAAGCUCCGAUGUCGACAUGGGGGAAAUGAGAAUCCAUCCCACUUCGCCUUUGUGACAGUCCACGUCCCCGUUCUCUUGACCCUUUCUCGUCACUCCUUUCAACACAAUUGAAAAACCUCUCACACCCUUGAAUUCACCCUUCAACACCCAACACAAUGGCAACCAACAUCACCUGGCACCCCGGCCUCACGCGCAAGGAACGCAGCGAGCUCCGCGGGCAAAAGGGAGCCACCAUCUGGUUUACGGGUCUGUCGGCUUCAGGCAAGUCGACAAUCGCCGAAGCCCUCGAGCAGCAUCUCCUCAAGCAAGGUCUCCAGACCUACCGAUUAGACGGCGACAACGUCCGUUUCGGCUUGAACAAAGACCUGGGAUUCUCUCCUAAAGAUCGCGAGGAGAACAUUAGACGUAUCGCAGAGGUCGCCAAACUCUUCGCCGACAGCACAGCCCUCGCCCUAACCUCCUUCAUCUCCCCCUACGCCGCCGACCGCCAAUUAGCCCGAGACCUCCACGCCUCCACCAAAAACGUCGACUCCCCUCUCCCCUUCAUCGAAGUCCACGUCGACAUCUCCGUCGAAGACGCCGAAAAGCGCGACCCCAAGGGUCUCUACAAAAAAGCUCGCUCGGGAGAAAUCAAAGAAUUCACAGGAAUUUCCGCACCAUAUGAAAAGCCCGAGAAACCAGAAAUUUAUAUCGAUUCGGUGAAUACGAGUGUGGAAGCUGCGGUGGUGCAGAUUACGGAGUAUUUGCAGAAGGAGGGGUUGGUUCCUACUAAGGCUUAGAUGAGAUUUAUGUGUUAGGGAGAUUUUUAUGUGAUGUGAUGAGAUGAGAUAUACGAUGCAUGAAAUAGAGAAGACAGAGAUGUUGGUGUAGCAUUUCACAACAAGUCGUUUUCAAGGUCGAAUCGAGUAGCAGGAAACCCGUGCUUGAAAAAUGGUUGAAUGAAUGCGCCAUU